AUGGCCAAGGCCACCAAGCCGUUCCAAAGAGACUGGGCUCCAAGAAGAUUCGACGAGCUCAGCGGCGUCUCGACUCUGCUGGAUAUGCCCCUGGAUGAUUCACCGUCCCCGCAUCCACCCUCGCACUCUUCUCUCGCCUCAAUAACCCAGACACCGCCAACACCACCAGAUGCAGCCCGUGCCGGCAUGGCGGGGGACAGCGGAGUCGCUCGGAAGCCCAAGUCGUCGCUGUUCAUCACAAAAAACUCUCAGAAGAAGCAUGAUCUCAGUCGGUGCUCGAGGUCCGAGCUUGAGGAAAUGCUGGAGCAGAACCAGAAAUUGCUGCGGGAUGAAUCGUUCAUCGGCAAGCUACCCGACCGCGGACAGCGGCUGACCAAGAAGCGGAAGGAGCUCGAGGAGCGUCUGGCACAGCUUCCGCUGCCAGAGCAACAGGCUCCUGCAGAGAUCGUUUCUGCUGCUCGCGAAGGCGAAUCCAUCAGCGAGCUCAUGAGUGGCCUCCAUCUCACCGGAUCAACAGCUGCCAGCGGGCCACUGAGUCCAGGCAGAAAAGUCGCCAGCCCAGCCCAGCAGUCCAUCAAGAAAAAGCUCGACAGGGGCUCGAAAAUCAAGACCAUAUCGCUGGUCGACUCGAUUCAGCUGCAACAAGAGCGACAGAGGGAGAUUGAAGAUAUUCGUCUGCGAGAGGCCGAGGCCAGACUGAAGCUGCAAUUUUCCGUCGAUGCCAAGCCGGAUAUGACUGCCCUGCGAGAAUGGGGCUCGACGUAUCGGACAUCCAAGGAUAUGGAAAUCGACAGCGAUAAUGAUAGCGACGACCAGUCGUUUUCGAGCGACCAUGAUCAAGACGACUCUUUCGAUGACGACGACUAG
Messenger RNA from Polychytrium aggregatum, 867 nucleotides. RefSeq lists its product as uncharacterized. NCBI's taxonomy places the organism in Eukaryota, Fungi, Chytridiomycota, Chytridiomycetes, Polychytriales. The transcript is spliced from 5 exons. Gene Ontology annotation, cellular component: nucleus. The record is from RefSeq and is a predicted model, not a curated record. Bases 1 to 867 code for a protein of 288 amino acids. Gene Ontology annotation, molecular function: transcription elongation factor activity. Gene Ontology annotation, biological process: transcription elongation by RNA polymerase II.